UGCCGAUUGUGACACAAUACAUGGCGUAAACAUUUGUUUUGGCUGCUUUAUUUUUGUUUUUUCGAUUUAAUUUAUUGUAAUUAUUUAGUUUUUAACUAUUAAUUUUGACUAUUACUCUAUUAAUAUUUGUAUAAAAGUUAAGAUAAAGUGAAUUGUUUAGAAGUUUGAAGAAAAAGCUGCGAAUCUAAUUGUUUGGAUAAUCAGAAAUGUUGAAGCGGCGGCAUCCCGAUGUCGCGACGUCUUCCCCCACAAAACCACCUCCAACCGGAUAAUAAUCCUUAUCAGGACACCACGUUAUCAGCCUGCCCGGCGCAGAAACCGCCGCACAACCACCACAACCACCAGUACCAAGGGUACCAGAAGCAAUGGAGGAACAGCCUGCGCCACAACGGGUACCGCAAACAUUUACCCACCACCACCAUCGACAUCGGCUACAGCGGAGACACCACUGACACCCAAACGUACGAUUACUAUCGUCACCACAACGGCUUCCAGCACAGUCCUUUGAAGGAAUCCCGCAACACCGAUGUCACCUUCUCCGACGACAGCGGCUCCACCAGGUUGCCUUAUUUCGAGUUCGAUGACGAAUCUAACAAGAGGUAUUCGAGGCAUUCCUGUUCGAGCAGGAGCUUCGGAAGGCCGAGCGUUCGAGGUCCUCCUGUCAAAAGCUCGAGGAAAGUUUAUCCCAAUCAGGAGCCGCAAUUGUGCGAGCAAUUGUACCACGAAAUAUCCACGCCCACCGAUGUAAACGCAGCCGGAAGAUCUCCCGGUAGACUAGCGGAAAGGCCGCAGAGCUCGAUGAGUUCCGGCGUGACCAGCGCGAUAGUUCACGGUUGCGGCGGUAGAUGUCAGACGUUCGAGAAUGUCUGUUACUUUUUCCUGCAGCUAAUCUUCACCAUGGGCAUCCUGAUAGGCGUGUCGCUGUACAUAGCCGGGAUCGUCCUGCGCAAAUCGGCGGCCAGGAACCUGCAGGUGCUGAUGUACAUCGGCAUUUUGCUGAGCUUGGUCUGCGGAUUGUUGUUGGGCAUCCAGUACGACGCGAGGAAGACGGCCAGGAAGCGAAAGAGGGCCGUGCAGAUGGCCAAAAGGGCGCCGAUACCUUUGGAGAAUUUGCAUUUGAGGGUGAAUCCGAUGCACCAGCAGCAGGUGGCCUGCGAAUGGGGCACGGGGAAUCGCAGGAAUUCGCAGUUACCGCGAGUGCACGGGAAUGUCAACAGGCCGUUGCCUCUUCGACCUUCCGAAAGGGAUUCUCCUGCGAUUGUAGAAGAACCCGGGAUACCUUGGUGGAGACGGAAAGAUCUUAACGCUCAUUAAUGUCUUAUAAGCUUCUUAAGAACUGUUCUGAAGGGUUUUUGGAACGUUCUGAAUUGUUCUAAACUAUCCUGGAGCGUUCUAAAAGAGUUCGGAAGAACUCUGAAAGCUUUCGGAAGGUUCUAAAUAGGUUUGAAGUGACUUGAAGAGGUAUAAAGCCGCUCAGACUUACUCUGAACGGUUUUGAAGCGCUCUGAAUAGUUCUGAACCGUUCUGAAUAGUUCUAGAACAUUGAAACGUUAACAUCAUGUAUCUUCGUUCACUUGCAAUAUGAGUUCGCAUUUUUUAUCGAAUUUUUCAAAGUAUCUAGAUCAUUUAGGUACCUUUGUACAUUGUAAAAUAUGUAUUAUAUAAUUUUCCUAAAUGGAUCCAUAGAAGUUUUUUUAAGAAGGCUAGUACUUUAGCUAAUGUUUUAAUACUAUUGAAUUGUAUAUCUGUAAGAAUUUUUAUUUUGUCAUAUUAAUCCUACCUCAACGAUUCUUGUGUAAUUUUUUUCUAGUCUUCUGUAAAGUGCCACUAUAAAAUUUCAUGUGUAAAACAGACAAUUAAUUAGGUAAUUUUUUUGAUGAAUUAGAGAAAUUGUAUUUUUUCGGUAUUGUGGAGUUGUUUGGACUAUUUUAUAAGAAUGGGUGACUUUUCGCGUGUAUAUUUUCGAUUUUUUUUAAAUUUUGCAUUGUUUUUGGAUACCAAUAUUUUGUACAUACUAUCUUGCAUUGCAAACCGUUGUGAAUUUGUAUUUUUCUAAAAUUUAUAUGUAAAUAUUUCACGUAGGCAUUAAUAAAUAUAUAAAACAUGAA
Molecule: messenger RNA, 2108 nt
Organism: Phyllotreta striolata
Lineage: Eukaryota; Metazoa; Arthropoda; Insecta; Coleoptera; Chrysomelidae
Source: the annotation of a GenBank genome assembly